AGACAGAAUAAUUCUUACGCACUGAACAGGCUACAAAGACUGACAUGCGUAUGUAUAAUGGGUGCCAUGCGGACUUGUCCAACAGCAUCCAUGGAGGUCCUUCUAAAGCUCACACCCUUGCCGAUAUACAUCAGAUCCCGUGCGGAAAGGGCAAUUCUUCGAAUGAAGAAAGGAAAUAUAACGGAUAGCUGGCUUAAUAGAAAGAAGUUCGAAAAUCUUGAUAAGCAGUGUCCGGAAAUUUCAAUGCCAUGGGACACAAUGAAUUCUAAGUUCAGCUUUACUAAGCUUUUUAGAACUGAAAUAAGCAACAAAAGAAACUGGGAGGGCAUCAAUCAAACCUACCAGCUAACGAAGAGUACAAUCGCAUGGUUCACUGACGGCUCGCUUACGCACGAAUGUGCCGGAGCGGGUACAAUCGGACCAGGCAAGAAGCACUGAGUAGCGCUGGGAAAAUAUACUAGCAUCUUCCAAGCGGAAAUUUGCGCUAUUUUGAAAUGCGUACUCAUCAAUAUUGAACGGAAUUACCAGGGAAAAAAUAUUGCAAUACUGACAGACAGCCAAGCGGCGAUCAAGGCACUGGACUCGCAUCAGGUGACCUUAAGACUGGUGUUAGACUGCCUUGAUAAGCUAAAUGUGCUUGGCGAAACAAAUCAAGUGUCGAUUCUUUGGAUACCGGAACAUACUGGAGUACGCGGAAACGAACACGCGGAUAAACUAGCCAGGAAAGGGGCAACCACACCGAUGAUGGGACCGGAACCUUUUUGUGGACUAAGAAAUAACACGCUCUUUUCUCUCAUAAAAAUAAAGGGGAACCA
This is a messenger RNA of Teleopsis dalmanni, 815 nucleotides long. RefSeq lists its product as uncharacterized. Lineage: Eukaryota; Metazoa; Arthropoda; Insecta; Diptera; Diopsidae. Bases 58 to 438 code for a protein of 126 amino acids. The record is from RefSeq and is a predicted model, not a curated record. The transcript has a single exon.